Molecule: messenger RNA, 717 nt
Organism: Bufo bufo (common toad)
Lineage: Eukaryota; Metazoa; Chordata; Amphibia; Anura; Bufonidae
Product: sperm acrosome membrane-associated protein 6-like
Exons: 6
Coding region: 1-717 (238 amino acids)
Biological process (GO): fusion of sperm to egg plasma membrane involved in single fertilization
Source: RefSeq, a predicted model, not a curated record
AUGGCUGAAUUUGUCAAAGGCGUGAAAGAUCGUGUCUCAAGUCAUCCACCGUUGGAAUGCAGACCUCCAUGCGGGCUUCAAAAAGCUGCCCGAACCUUUUCAUGCAGCCGAUGUGCUGAGGAGGACUGCAAUAUCCCGGUGACCUGUCCCCUUAAGGACAUCAAGGUGGAAGAGCUGGAAGAGACCAGAAUCUGGUGCACGGCGUCCUUUAUCCUUCCUGAUCAUCCGAAGGUUGUUUGGAAGUACGCCAAAAACAUCAAAAAAACGGAUUUGAGUAACUUUAAAGACAUCUACAUUGGGGAUGACCUGGAUGUACACAUCAAGCCAACCAGAGUCAGCCAUAAAGGAACUUAUGCCUGUGAGAUAAUUGAUGAGGAUGAUGACAUCAUACUCCGAAGAUUCUUUUAUCUCGAUGUGACGCAGACUAAAUCCAAGGCAAUGGAGGAAAUAGAAGCUGAAUUCCAUCGAGCUCUGGCACAAAAACUACCUACCCAGGAGGAAGAGGAGGAGAGGAUCGAACAUGGUCCCUCCACUAAAGACAUCAUCCUCACCUUCCUCCAGAGCCAUGUCAGCUAUGCCAUCUACGCUGCUGUCUGCUGUCUUAUUGUCACCGUAUUGGUCGGGUUCCUUUGGCGUCAUGCCCUGAGCGUAGACUGGUCGAAAAAAACAUCAGGACCAAGAACCAGCUUCCCACCAGGACACUACCUGCCGCCAUAG